AUGGACACCUUCCUGCAGUUGGGCGGGGAUCCGAACCUCGUGUACGAUGACGAUCUGGUCGUGGGUGAGCCGGUGGACUUGGAGGCGCAGAUUCAGCGGCACAUUGCGGAGACGAGUCAGGCCGAUGCGUUGUUUAGCGACCAGCUCUAUCGCCCCGUAAACGACGACGUGGAGGAGGAGAGGGACGAGGGCGGGACCAACUUCUCACCUCUCGAGUCGGACGAACUGGAGCGCCAUCGUUAUCUGCAGCGCAUCCUGUCCAUUGAGAGGGGGAUGCAGGAGGCGGACAGCGAGGUGCAGCAGCGGAUCGACACCAUGAAGCGCAUCCUGGAGCUCAAAGACCCCAUGGAGCAGCUCUCCGAGUACCUGGCGCUGAAGCAGGAGGCCCGGCGGGAGGACGACGUGGACAUCGUGGAGGAUCUAUUGCACUGCGCCAAGCGCAUGACGAACGAGCAAGACACCGAAGUGGCUAUGCUGGGGGCUUUCUUCUUCCUGUGCGACAGGCAACGAUCCAAGGCACGAGGGAUGACAGCGAUGCUGCCUGUUGUGGCGGCGAUGAUGGAAGCAGCCAAUGGGAUGGACCACCCGCCAUUUUAA
This is a messenger RNA of Phytophthora sojae, 597 nucleotides long. RefSeq lists its product as hypothetical. NCBI's taxonomy places the organism in Eukaryota, Oomycota, Peronosporomycetes, Peronosporales, Peronosporaceae. The coding region runs from base 1 to 597 and encodes 198 amino acids. The record is from RefSeq and is a predicted model, not a curated record. The transcript has a single exon.